GUAUUAUUUGAUCCAAGUGUAAUUACAUUUAUUGAGACAAUUUUAGGCGGUGGACCAGGUCAUGAAGUAGAAAAGGUAUUUGCUAUUGAUAGUGGUUUCUUUCCAGGCUUAAGAGGUCAACCAGUUAGUACUUUAAUGUUUCCAGAUUAUUUAACCGGUAAUAUACCAAGUCAAGUUGAUAAAAAUGAUCAUAAUCAGGCUUAUUUCAGAGAAGUACAAAAUACUUUGUCAACUAUUGGAUCUUUUUCUGAUUUUAUGUAUACUGAGCAUAAUAAAACGUUAUUGAAGCGAGAUACUUUAAAUGAAAAUAUAAUCCAGUUUGAUGCACAAUCAAGAUCACGUCAGUCGAGUGACUGUUAUGUAGAAAGUAAUAAGAAUACUACUCAAGAUUCGUUCAAUGAUGCAGGACUUUUGAAAGAGAAGACCGAUUCUAAUUGUGUAACAGAUCAUGAGCAAAUAAAUGUGAAGAGUUUUUUAAGCUAUAAAACUCAAACAGGAGAGGCGAUUGCUGUUCGGUUAUCCCAACUUCGUUUAGUGCCCCUUCUGGAGUUGGAUAAAGAACUUCAUCAUUUAGCUUCCCAGAAACUUCUGACUUUCAGUCAGUUAUUUCAUGCUCAGUUGGCAAGUACCGGAACAAUAUCGAUAGGCCUUUAUCGAAGUGUUGAAGCUAGCAAUAAUACGGAUGAAUAUUUUUCAUGCAGAAACAUAUAUCUUGAAGCUAGUGGAAAAAUCGAAAGAUUUGUCUACACAUUACCACAGCCUACAACUCCCAUAUACCCCAGUGAUAUGAUUUAUUGCCUUACAGCAAUGACCGAAAAUCCAAUGUUAGGAUAGAAAAAAAUGGUGCCAAGAGGUCAGUCAGUUUUUAUUUGCUUGUACUGAGAGCAGCUAUUGUGUUUAUCUUCACGACAGCAACCCCUAUCACUGUCCUAUCUGUAUUCAUUCUUGUGAUUGGAGAGAAAAAAUAAAUGUAUAUCAAACCGUAAUGUUAAUUUUUUG
Messenger RNA from Schistosoma turkestanicum, 999 nucleotides. Lineage: Eukaryota; Metazoa; Platyhelminthes; Trematoda; Strigeidida; Schistosomatidae. The record is from the annotation of a GenBank genome assembly.